GAGCUAGAGACUGUACAGUUGAUGGAGAGAAAGUUGCACCAGGAAAAACUUGGAAAUCUGAUGAUGGAUGUCUCAGUUGUAAGUGUAAGAGAGGAAAAUGCAAAAUACGGACAUCAAAGAAAAAAUGUCAAACAACAACAACAACAACAACCAAAGAAGUUGUAUUUGAGAAUAUAUUUCCAAAACACAAUGAAGCUGAUGAAACUGAGACUAGUGACAUAGCACCUAAGCCUCCAACAGGCAGAGGUGGAAUUAUUUUUAAACCGUCGUUGGCUGUAUGUAGUGAACACAGCGGAUAUGAGGUCACCACGCUAACUUCAAAUGAUCGAUAUUCGAACACAAAUGAUGAGUUCAAGAUAAGAAUAUACGCUGGAGGGGAGUGGACAGACUAUGAGAUUUUGAACAAUCCAGGAUAUGAUCGGAGGAGAAAGCAAUGGGAUAGGUACGGCCCACUCAUGUCACUGAAUGAUGACCCGGUAGAUUAUGUUCAAGUGGAACAUGUUUCUGGCACAGAUGGAUGGAAAAUUUUCACUAUCUUUGUGAGGCACCUGUGUACCAACAAGAUCUUUGAGUUCAAUUGUGGGGGCUGUUGGAUAGACCGACCUCAAAUACCUUUCUUGUACAUAAAGCGAACUAAUUGAUCUAAUAUUUCACCCCAAUAAAAUUUGGCAAGACUUUA
This is a messenger RNA of Owenia fusiformis, 679 nucleotides long. NCBI's taxonomy places the organism in Eukaryota, Metazoa, Annelida, Polychaeta, Sabellida, Oweniidae. The record is from the annotation of a GenBank genome assembly.